Messenger RNA from Saccoglossus kowalevskii, 638 nucleotides. RefSeq lists its product as uncharacterized. The record is from RefSeq and is a predicted model, not a curated record. Lineage: Eukaryota; Metazoa; Hemichordata; Enteropneusta; Harrimaniidae.
CCAACGGUUUCCUUGAAAACUACGUUAUCGUGCUAAUAGAUCACAUAUCAGAUGGUAGCAACGUAAAUACCAGAUGAUUUUCGCUUCUUCGCUCCAAUAUAGAAUACAUGAAAUUCACCGAAUGACUGUAAAAUCGUUACGUAACAUUCAUAUAUCACCGAUCAGGGAUGGAACCAAAAUCUAUGAACGCAGUUAUCGAAAUUGUACCAGACUUCGUACAGAACUCUACAACGAUCGCAUUGACGUGGUUUGAGGAACGUUUCUUAAAUACCAGAGAGUCAAGAUUUAUAAAAGAAAGGGAGUUCGUGGACCGAGCCACCUCGCUAUCAGAGGAUUUGGCAUAUCAACUAUAUACUAUAUUCAGUGGACAAAAUGGCGGCAGUAUGUACUUUCACGAGUUGAUAGGAGCACUCUAUAGACUGUCCAGUAAAGGAAAACAGAAACAAGAUGUAGACUGGUUUUACAAAUUAUUUAAAAAUGUGUGCGGAGAAAAUCAUGAAAUUUCCAUGAAGAGCUUUAGAGAUACCAUAAAGACCAGUCAGUGUGCCAAGAAGUUGUUUAAAAUAUUGGAUGCCCACGGAAGUGGUUAUUUGAGUUGUGUGGACAUUGUAUCAUGCUUACGUGUAAUCAGUUUGUAA